Molecule: messenger RNA, 624 nt
Organism: Suncus etruscus (white-toothed pygmy shrew)
Lineage: Eukaryota; Metazoa; Chordata; Mammalia; Eulipotyphla; Soricidae
Product: octapeptide-repeat protein T2-like
Exons: 1
Coding region: 1-624 (207 amino acids)
Source: RefSeq, a predicted model, not a curated record
AUGCCAGAGGCUGGGCGCAGGCGCAGAGCGCCGCCGAGCCAAAUUCAAAUCACUUUCACACUAAGAGCCAAAAGAUCAGUUUUCAAAGGCGAGAGAGAGAGAGGGAGAGGGAGAGAGGGAGCAAGAGCCCGGGCUGCGGAGAGGGAGAGAGAGAGAGAGAGGGAGAAGACGGGGAGGCAGUGGCGAGAGGCGGGCGGGCAGUGGCGAGAGACGGGCAGCGGGAGAGGAGGGAGAGAGGCGCACGGAGCCCGCGGAGCUGGAGGGGGAGAAAGGGAGGCGGGAGGCGAGCGGGCGAGAGACGCGCCAGAGAUUCAUGGGCAGGGAGGGCUCAAUGGCCGCGCCGCGCUGGCCGGCCGGCCGCCCGCUCGCUCGCUCGGGUCAUGUUACACGGCCGGGGCCGCGGCGGCCGCCCAGGCUCAGCGACGCGCGCACGCGGCCCGGAGGGGGCCCCGGGGUCAUGAUGACGCGCCGCGCGCGCAGGGACGGGGCGCUCUCCCGGCCCGCGCACUCUCGAGCGGCCCAGAUGGGGGAAAGGGAGAGAGGGAGAGUGAGAGAGCGGGGUCCCGGGAGGUACUGGGAGGUGGGGUGGGGUGGCGGGGAGGAGCCUUUCUUUCCCACGCGUGA